Messenger RNA from Calypte anna (Anna's hummingbird), 517 nucleotides. RefSeq names its product protein S100-A9-like. The transcript has 3 exons. Gene Ontology annotation, molecular function: transition metal ion binding; calcium ion binding. The record is from RefSeq and is a predicted model, not a curated record. Bases 61 to 414 code for a protein of 117 amino acids. NCBI's taxonomy places the organism in Eukaryota, Metazoa, Chordata, Aves, Apodiformes, Trochilidae.
UCACUGCUCCUGCCCGCUCCUUCCCUCCUGUCUGCAGAAGUUGGUCCCAGAGCUGACGAGAUGAAAACCGACCUGGAGCUCGCCUUGGAAUGCGUCAUCAACAUCUACCACCAGUACGCUAUCAAGAACCCCCUGGAUGACUACCUGAGCAAGAAUGAGUUCUCUGAGCUGCUGAAGAAGAGUGCCCAACCAUUCCUCCACAACACCCUCCCAGCUAACACCUCUGUAGAUGACUACAUCAGCAAGCUCUUCACCAAAGCUGAUGGCAACCACGACGGGCGCCUGAAGUUCACUGAGUUCCUGACCACCCUGAAUCUCGUAGUCAUUGAGGCUCACAAGAGGUCCCACCAAGGCCAUGACCAUGGGCACGGCCAGGACCACAGUCAUGACCAUGACCACGACCACGGCCACUGAAAGUGAAGUGAUUCCCAGGGUGAUUGUGCUCUCCCAGCAGUGUCACCCUUUGUCUCCAAGCACAAACUUGUAGCUAAAGCUUUGUCACCUCCUUGUGCUGGUA